Caenorhabditis briggsae is the source of this 1281-nucleotide messenger RNA. It is a transcript of the gene Cbr-lips-1, whose product is annotated as Protein CBR-LIPS-1. Gene Ontology annotation, biological process: lipid catabolic process. The coding region runs from base 1 to 1281 and encodes 426 amino acids. The record is from RefSeq and is a predicted model, not a curated record. Gene Ontology annotation, molecular function: lipase activity. NCBI's taxonomy places the organism in Eukaryota, Metazoa, Nematoda, Chromadorea, Rhabditida, Rhabditidae. The transcript is spliced from 8 exons.
AUGUUGCUCAUCAACUCGUACUGCUUCCUCGCCUCCAUGGUCAUCAUCGGAGCAAUGGCCGACGUCUACGGACCCGUCUCGGAUCACUUCCUUCACCACCUCAACAAGCGUCCAAAGCGAAACGAUGCCAUCAUCCGCCAGGUCGAAGCAUUAGGGGACACUGGUUCCUUUGGUGGAAAGGCAUUUUCCGAUGAAAAGCGGGUGGGCGCGCUGUUCUCGUUAGUUGCGAAUACCCAUUCUGACGUAGAAGAGGGGAUGACCACUGUUUCUGGAAAGUCUCAAGUGCAGAAGCUGUGGGAGGUAAUCGCGGCGGAAGGAGCGGAUGUUGGCGAGGGGGACCAUCUAAUGCGUGGGAACUUUUGCUCAAACGCACUUGAAUGCUUCUGGAAACACAACAUAAGAAAAAACGCACAUACAACAAAUAUGACGAAACAUUCCAUUGGUGGUGGCAAAGUUCAGACAGAGCGGAUUUCUUGGCUCACCAACACCCCAAUUGUAUUCAUCCAUGGAAAUUCCGACUCAGCUCUUAAAUACGAAAACCAUCCAUUCCAAACGGGAUUCAAUGAUGUGAUCAAAUACUUCAUGGACAAGGACUACACCCUGGCUGAACUCUACGGAAUCACCUACGGAAACCGCAGCAUGGCUCAUUCGUUCUCAAACUUCAUGCAAUGCGAGUACUUCCAACUUCAACGCCGCUUCCUCGAGUUCGUUCUUCACUACACCAAGUCCGCCCAAGUCAACAUCGUCGCCCACUCCAUGGGAGCAACCAUCGCUCGUCGAAUUAUCAAAGGAGGACAGUACACCACCAGCACCGAAUCCUGCGAUCUCGGCCAUGACUUGACCAAGCGCGUGAAUACAUUUAUCUCCAUCGCCUCUGCCAACUAUGGAAUGUGCAUUUGCGAACACGCUCUGGCCUUUGCUGCUUGCGGAAUGGAAACUGGAUUCCAUCCAGGAACUUGCACCGGAACCUCUUGCGACAGCCAAGACUACAAAUCGACCGAGAACUGCGGAGACGUCAAAUACUCAUCCACCCUCAUGGAUCUGAAUAAGGACGGAAAGAAGGUGGCCGGAUUUGUUGCCAGUCUCUGGAGCGAAGACGAUGAGAUUAUCGGAAACUUGGUCUGGGGACGCCACACAUCUCUCGUUCCACACUCGGACAUGCGCAAGAUCUACACAAACUUAAGCCACAUGGAUAUGAAGAGCUCCACCGCUGCCGACCAGUACAACAUCAUCCGCAUGAACGACCAGAAGUUCACCUUCGCCGAUAGCACCGAGUACUAA